This is a messenger RNA of Penicillium angulare, 651 nucleotides long. RefSeq lists its product as uncharacterized. The record is from RefSeq and is a predicted model, not a curated record. Lineage: Eukaryota; Fungi; Ascomycota; Eurotiomycetes; Eurotiales; Aspergillaceae. Bases 1 to 651 code for a protein of 216 amino acids. The transcript has 2 exons.
AUGGUUAUCGGAAUCGCCAUGAUGGCGACCAUGUUACCCACCAUGAUCGGAUUGAAUGAAGCUACUCAGGGGCAUCGGGAUCAAGAGGAGGGUCGUCGCGCCGCGGCUCGCAAGCAACGCUCUCACCUAGUGGCGACAUGCUCCCUAUCUCAGGGCACCACAGAAUCGCGCCAACAAAUUCAAAAUGCUCAGAUCCAGGUGGGUCUGGACGGCAAACUCUACAUCACCAAGAAACCUAGCGCCACGAUGGUCCCGUUCAAUGGGGGGUUCUAUACACACCCGGACUUUCCCCCGGAUAAUACAUCGGGCAUGGUGACUAUUAGUGGAGAGGAAGCUCCUACUCUUCGCUGGGUGUUUUUAGAUGCGGACACACAUGAAAUGCGGUGGGGUGGUCGGCCCGAUUCCGAGGGCCAUGUAUGUGGACCUUUUGACUGGACAAAAGAUGAGCAGUAUGUGACGUUAAAUGGAUGGGAAGGGUGGUUGGCGGUGCAAUUGCCAGGGGAUGAGGUUCAUGGCCCAGCAGAGCAUGGGAUCGUCAAUGGGAGCGACGUCUGGCGGUUGUAUUUUGACCGAAAUGAUGACGGCGCUGAUUUACCGCCGGGGGCCAAGGGGCUGGAAAUCCAGCUGAAGCGAACGACAGCGCAGUCUUAA